This is a messenger RNA of Rhipicephalus microplus (southern cattle tick), 661 nucleotides long. Its product is annotated as nucleoporin 35. The record is from RefSeq and is a predicted model, not a curated record. Gene Ontology annotation, molecular function: phospholipid binding; structural constituent of nuclear pore; nucleic acid binding. Gene Ontology annotation, cellular component: nuclear pore nuclear basket; nuclear pore central transport channel. Lineage: Eukaryota; Metazoa; Arthropoda; Arachnida; Ixodida; Ixodidae. Gene Ontology annotation, biological process: nuclear pore organization; NLS-bearing protein import into nucleus.
AUGCAAUUUUCAAUUGAUUUGUUUUUUUUUUCGUUUUGCCUUCAGGUACAAGACAGCUUGUUCCAGAGUUCUCCAAGUGUGCUGCACGAGUCCAACGCUGCGAAUGUCUCUGGUCAGCUGGACACUCUGUUCAGUCCUGGUGACCUGACACAGUCGCCCGGCGGCCACCCUGAAGAAACGUGGGUCACUGUUUUCGGGUUUCCACCAUCUGCUAGUUCGUAUUUUCUGCAGCAGUUUUCCCAGUAUGGCACCAUCGUGAAGUACAAGGUGAGCUCUGAGGGAAACUGGAUGCACCUGUGCUACCAGUCGCGGCUGCAGGCCAAGAAGGCGCUCAGCAAGAACGGCAAGGUUUUCGGGGCCCACACCAUGGUUGGUGUCAAGGCCUGCAUGUCGCCCGAUCAGCCAGACCAGGUGUCUUCGUCCAAGGAGAAUGUGUCUGGCAUCGAGGCCCGGCCGCUGGUGCAGGCCUACCGAGCGUCUGCCAGCAGGCGCCAGGUGACGCUACCGGAGAUUCCCACGCCGCGACGGGACACGACGGUGGCAUCACGAGCGCUCGAGUAUCUCUUUGGAUGGUAGCAGCGCCUUCAUCUUCGCCACAACCUUUGGUUUUAGCCCCGCCUGUGGUCCUUAGCGCUGCAAUAAAAGCGACAGUUCUUACCAG